Xyrichtys novacula (pearly razorfish) is the source of this 7015-nucleotide messenger RNA. NCBI's taxonomy places the organism in Eukaryota, Metazoa, Chordata, Actinopteri, Labriformes, Labridae. The record is from the annotation of a GenBank genome assembly.
CAUGGUGGUGGGUGCAGGGGGACUAAGAUACGCCCCCAAAUUGUGAAGAAGCUGUACAGAGGUUUGUUGUUGCAUGUCAAAGAAAAGGAACAAAUUUGAACAAAUGUUUAUGACCUGAAUGCAUCGCUGGCUACUGCUGACGAGUUAUCCAAAGAGUUCAACACCCUGAUGAGAGAGGCCUCGUCCAGCGACGACAGCAAGUCUGGAUCGCAAGUAUGCACAAACACACAGACUACAUAUAUAUAUAUAUAUAUACGUAUAAAUAUAUAUAUGAAGAGCACUUACUUUUAAACCAUGGUGGUGGGUGCAGGGGGACUAAGAUACGCCCCCAAAUUGUGAAGAAGCUGUACAGAGGUUUGUUGUUGCAUGUCAAAGAAAAGGAACAAAUUUGAACAAAUGUUUAUAAAGAGUAAAGAAGUAAUAUUUUCUUGAUAUGAUAAUUUUUUAAGAGUUUCCUGAAACAUGGUGUUAUAUUUUAAGGUACUUAUCCAAAAAAAUAUUGGCUUAAAAUAUCAUGAAACUAGAUUUACAUUUGGACCUGGGACAAGUCCCCAAAGCGACUAAACUACAGUUAUGUUAGCAUAUGUAAUCAGUCACUUCCCACCUAAAUGGACAAUUUCAGAGUCACUAAAUACUCCAGUAGGGUUGGGUGACAUGGCUUCAAAUCAAUACCACGAUAUAUUGAUCAGUUCACCUCAAUAACGAUAAAUGGAUGAUAACUACUCCACAAGCAGCUCACCCCCCCCCACAUUAACUUCGUCUACUUCAGCCGCUCCAACUUUCUCUCCGUCCUCCAUCUCCUCACCUGUCUUUCCCUCUUUGUUACGGACUGGAUGGGCUGGAGUCACGUCUCUGACGUAGGACAGCGUCUUAAAGGGACAUGAGACCAUAACCUACCUACACACAUCCAAAAACAACUUUGAUUUUUUUUUUUUGACACUGAAUAUACGGAUAUGAACAAAAUGAAGUCGGUUAUUGUCAUAAAAAAUCUCAGGAAUCUGUAAAUUUUCGGUUUAUCACCCAGCCCUAUACUCCAGCACAGAAGUCUAGGCAUUUCUAGUAAUAUUGAUCUAUAAUAGAUAUUUUUUCUCCUCAGACCACCUCUACAUUUUCCAAACCAACGCCCCCCCAGCCCACCAUCUUCUUCUCUACCAGAGAGUCCAGCGGCAGCAGUAAUGGCAGCUCCAGCUCUCAGCCUUUCUCCCCGAGUACAUCAACUUUCCAACCAACAGACUCCGUCUUCUCCAGCAACAAAAUCAUACCACCCCCGCCUGUCUUCUCCACCAGCCCUCUCUCCUCCCCAGGUAUCCACAGACGGGCACACUCUCCGCUCCCUCGUUCCGGAUCUGACAACUUCUCCUACGGCCAGCAGAGUCCCAAACAUUCGCCUCACACCCAGAGGCGUAAUUCCCCCUCUCGUUACGACAGGAGCCCACGGGGUUCAGUGAGCUACGCUGAUAAAAGCCCAAUUCCGAGCCCCACGGCUCUGUCUUUUGAUCAGUCACCUCGCUCUUCUUCGUUCCAUCCCUCGAACCUGCUGAGCCCGUAUGACAGCGGCUCAAUGGGCCGAAGAUCGCCACGGCCGGAGAGGAGCCCCUCUCCUCUGUCUGUGAACCGUCCGGUGUCCAGCACUCUGCCUCGAGGUUACGGUGGUUUCAGGACACCUGGUGAGUAAAAAAAAAAUGAAAAUAGAAAAGAAACUGUAAGAAAAGGAGAGGAUUUUAAAAUCAACAUAGAUGCACAAGUUUCCUGCUUUCAUAUAACAAAAAAACACAGAGUCCAUCUCUUCUCCGAUGAGUUAACCUUUCUUAAAAUGUCUGAGUACACAGUUUAAUAAUCUUACAACUUUGAGACGAAGUAAAGAGACACUAUAGUUACUAAAAACACUUUUACACAAAACCCGGUCACUCUGUUAAUCUGUCGGAGAGAAUUUGAGAGUUCACAGUUUGUUGUCACAGUAGAUGUUGAAUUCUGUAUCUGUACAAAUAUAUUAUGACCGUAUAAUAGUGUAGUAUUUUUCUCUGUAUGUUCAUGCACGUCUGCCUCUGCUGAUUUCUCUCUCUCUCUCUCUCUCUCUCUCUCAGAUGAGGGUGUGCAGCGGCAAAAGAGCCCUAGCAAGUGGAAUGAAACAGAUCUGGACGUGUCCUACGAGAGGAAGCCUCACCACACCUAUGACAGUUGGUUCAUGUUUCCGUCUGUUCAGUAUUUUAUGAGGACCUGGUCUGGGACCUGUGACUGAGCUAAAACAACUCAUUAAUGACCCGUAUCUCUGUGUUUUUUACUAAAUCAAUCCCUCUUUGCUAACAGAGACAGAGUGGGUUCGGCAGUCUGUGCCAAACAGCAGCUGGAAAGAGUCCAACCUGGACGGCCCUCCCACGGCCUCAAGCCCCAAACAGGUGGGUGCUGUGACCGCAACACAGGUGGGGUUUUAUGGUUCGGGUGGAGGCUCAGUUCAGACACCUGGAUUCCCCUGAAUUUCUAGAAGAGUCACCAAAGAACAUGAUGGUAGUUACACCCCUUGAAUUGUUUCUCAAAGAUAAGAAGAGGGUGAAUCGCUUCACUGAGUUUGGGUGUGUUGUGGCACACCUAUCUGUUAAACGCUUGGACUUCAAAUCUCAAUUACAGCUAGGGCUGAGCGAUAAAACGAUAAUGAUUUAUGUCAAAAAUUAUUUUCCCUCAAUAUCAAUAUAAAACAUGGUCAAUAUGCUUUUCAUUAGUCAGCAUUCUGCCAUGUUUUGGUAGACUAUACGAAUAGCCAAUGAAAAGGGGAGUUUCUCCGGGUCCACUUUGCGCUGAACCAAUCAUGUUCUGAAUUAGAACCAAGUAUCAAACAACUGUGUUGUAGCAGACAGCAGCUACACCCAACACCCCAUGGCGCCUUUGCAGCCGAAACAGCCGACCAUCCCGCUUUCUCUAGUCUAACACAACGCCUUACGACAAAACGCCAGAGACACAAAGACCUCACAAAUGCAACAGAUUAUUGUAUUGCAAAAGACAUGUGACCAAUAGACACUGUCAAAUUUCAUUUUUAAUAUUGUGAUAUAUAUCGAUAUCGACUGAUAUGAAAAAAAUACAUCGUGAUUAACUUUUUCCCAUAUCGCCCAGUCGAAUCACAGCAUGUUCCUUUUUUUAGUUUGGAUGGAGAGACUUCAGCUCAAACUAUCAUCUAUUAAAAGUCUCUCUUUUCUUUUCCAGGACCGCCGCUCUAAACCCCUCCAGUAUGCCCACGCCUCUCUUCCCCGUAACACACGGAUAUCAGUACCUCCAGAUCAUUCGUCCCCGGUCCACUCCCCCUACCACCCUCAACCCAUCAUCUCCCGUAUCUCCAUCCCCCCGACUUCUACACAAGCCCGUCCACGCAAGCCCAUACCCCUCUCGGUCAUCUUGCGUCUUCAAAACCCUCGCUGGGGAGCCAUGGCAACCCACCACCCCAGAGUCUUGGGGGGAGAGGGUGACAUGGAUCCGUACCACCCAGCUGUGCCCAUCCCGAGGGAGUUCUUCCACCAGCCUGUGGUCCAGCCUCGUCAGCACCCUCAUGAGAUGAGACAGCCGGUCAUCUACACUGAUGGUAUUGGACACGUUCACUAAAACUCAUGAUGAUCCAGGAUCAGGAUCUGUGUGAACUUAGAUUCUGUGUGUUUCUGAUCUUUGCAGUGCUGAACCCAGGGGACAUAGACGCAGAGAUAGAGCGCCUAGACUUUGUUCAUCAUAUGCCCAGAAUUUCAGAGCAUCCCAGCAGGCCAGAGGGCAGUGCAGAGGUCAGCCAGGGUGGACCUGCGGCUCCUCGGCCCCUCAGCCCCACCAGGCUGCAGCCGGUGGUGGCCCCUGAAGCCCAGAGUCAGGUGGUCGCCGAUGUGGAAGAGCUGCUCCGUAUCCGGGCAGAGAUCCCUCGAGCUCUGAAGAGACGGGGCUCUGUGGACCAGUCCGGGCCCCUGAAGAAGGCCUCUCAUUACCAACCGAACCAGUACAAGAAUCUCAUCGACAAGCUUUUUCGCAAGAGGGAACAACGGCAGAGGGGGGAGCACGGCAGCGAGACCAGCAGCUCCUCAGAUGGGGAGGACUGCGCCAUGCCUCCUGCACCUCCACCUGCGUCUCAGGGUUCAUUUCGGAUUCCUCAAGUAAGACAUGGACCUAAAAGGACUUAAAAGUCAGUUUUAUGCACCAAAUAUGAAAGAAACUGGAUUAAAUAUCCCGUCUGUCCCCACAGAGCUACCACUCCAUCCUGAGGCGGUCCAACCGGGACCGUAAAAGCUCUGGGAGGAGGGCUCGGCUCAGCCCGCUUGUCCUGCUGCUGGAUGGAGCAUUGGUUGGAGAACUGGAGACGGUGCAGAGGGCCACACAGGAGGUGUGUGUCCAUAUGUACAAUCUAUGCUCAUAUUUCUAUACCAUCACAGGACGGUCAUCACAUUCAUUUCUGUUCCUGUAAUCCUGGCAGAUGUUUUCUGGAUUUUCUGAUUUAGCUGAUGACUCCACUGUCUCCAUGUUUUCCACAGAUGAGUGACCCGAGCCAACCCAACGAUGAAGGCAUCACUGCUCUUCACAACGCCAUCUGUGGAGGUCACUACAGCGUGGUGGAUUUUCUGAUUCGUGUUGGAGCCAACCCCAGCGCACCAGACAGCCACGGCUGGUAAAUAUUUACAGACUCUCAAACUAAAAAAAUCUCCUGCAGUCUUAAAAUAAAGUCUUAAAAUAUGAAGUUUGAAAGAGAAAUCAGGUGUCAUAUAUACUUGUGCACACAGGACUCCUCUGCAUUGUGCAGCGUCUUGUAACGACCGUCCUCUGUGUGAGUUUCUGGUGAGGAAUGGAGCGGCUGUCAUGGCGAUCACCGAGAGUGACGGGGCUUCAGCCUCCCAGAAGUGUGAUCCUUAUGCGGUCGGGUAUGAGGAGUGUGUGGGCUUCCUCAGGGGUAAGACUAUUUCACGAAUUCUUUCUCUAUGACACUGCACGGUUAUUUUAAAUCAUUUCUGAGUGUAUACGCCUCGGUUAGAUCAAACUACCUACAGUCAAAGUGAGUUUAUCUUCAGUGACAUAACACUGAUAAAAAAGGUUCUGGUAUCUCUCUCAUUGUGAUGGCAAGCUCUACACUAAAUAUAAAAUAUAUUAAUUGCAAUACUGAAGUAUCUGAUUGGUCUUUUGGCUGCGAAAGUCAAACAACACAGUAGGAUCUGCUGACACAAACGAUUUGGAAGUUAAAAAAAACAGAUUUUCUCAAGAAAUGAAAUGAAAACAAAUUCUUGGAACAGAGAUAGUCGCACCUUCACUCCCUUUGGAUAUCAGUGCUGGUUACAUCCUGUCAGCAGUCCAAGGACUCUUCAUUUAAAGAGUUUAGUCAGAAAACACAACAGCAUGAACCAAAACCAAAAAGCAGAGGUACAUUUUUUCACUUUUGCUGUUGUUUUUUGCACCUCAGGGCCACUGUAGUUAGUUUUUAACCUGCUGUAAAACCGACUGAACUUAACCUUUAUCUCUUUUUAUGACCUUAAACCACAGCGUCCACUUCUUCUGUACGGUUACUCUUGAUGUUCAAAGCUGUUAAUUACCGGUUGCAAAAACAGCCUCAGAUUCUUCUUACUGAGAUUAUUUGACUGUUUAAAAUAGAAAUAUGAUUUUUUUUUUGUUAAAGUAAAAAAUGAAACUCAGACGAGUAAAGGACAUAAUCAGCCAAAAAACAAGAUACACAUCUUUGGAUUCCUGGAAAUGUUGGUAAGAUUUUAUCAUAACACUCGUUCUUUCCUGCUGCGAUGAUGAACACCUUAAACUUGAACUUUCUGUUUCACAGAGUUCAAUAAAAAGUGUUAAAUAUAAAGCGUUUUAUACUGUAUGUGUCCCACUUUUUAAUAUUAGGUGCAGAAGAGGCCAUGGGGCUGGAGAACAGUGGGGUCUUAUACGCUCUGUGGAACUACCCAGCCCAGGCAGCUGAUGAGCUGAGCUUCAAAGAUGGAGACAUGGUCACCAUCCUGCAGAAACCUGAAGGCUCUGAUUGGUGGUGGGCUUCCCUCUGCGGCAGGGAAGGUUUCGUACCGAACAACUACUUUGGGGUAAGAUACCGAUUCACACACAUUCAUGUUCCUGAUAUUUAGAAAGUGAACUCAAUGUUUGUUUGUUGUUUUUUUUACAGCUUUUUCCAAAGACGCGGCCCAAAACUCUCUGCUAAGAGUUAUUUGAUCAUCAGGAAAAAGCCUCAAAGGCUGCGUCUGUGUGAUUCUGAAAAGGCUGUCCCGCUGUAGGACACAAGAAGAAGAAGAAGAAGAAGAAGAAGAAGAAGGACUCUCUGCGUUCAGUUUGGUCUUUUUCUCAUAAGACUUCACGUUCACUGUUACUGCUGUAGGAUGUUUUCCCGGUGCAGACGCAGCUCUGCACUCUGCUCCACAUUUCUGUCCGUAUCUGUUGAACCGAAGGUUGUAGAGGAGCCGUAUCUUACCAAUUUACAUUCUGUCUCAGUGCUGGUUAGUAAUCAGUGUGCAAACAGUGCAAACUGUAUAUGUUCAGCUUACUUAUCAGAGAGGUCAAUGUAGCUGCUGUCAACAAACUCGAGCUGUGAUCGUUGGAGAAGGGUUAAUCUUCGGUCAGACAUUCAUGACUGGAACAUCGAACGGGAGAAGAAAGGAGCCGAGAACUUUUUGUUACACAUACUAAAUAUAAAUAACUACUUUGUCAGGAAGUGUGUUUGUCAUUAGUGUUAUUUCUUUCUCUCUGUACUUUGACUUUAACUAAAAAUUCUCAUCACGGCUAACGGACCCUAACGAGUUUGACACUUUAAAAGGACUUGGCGGUAAACUUCACAUACUCGUAGCAUUUCUAGAAGAAACCGAACAGCGCCUGGAUGGUUUCUUAGUGAUUUAGGACACCGACAUGAGUUAAUGUCCCUGGUCUCUUGUGGCAGAAGAAUGAGCGUUUUGGAUACACGUGUUUUUUAUUACAGUUUUCAGUGUGUUUGCAGGACCCCCACUGUGCACUCAGCUCAGAAUCCCUCCAAACCUUCAGACGUCCAAUAAAAUCAUGAGUCUCAGCCUCA